Molecule: messenger RNA, 2257 nt
Organism: Triticum urartu
Lineage: Eukaryota; Viridiplantae; Streptophyta; Magnoliopsida; Poales; Poaceae
Product: putative pentatricopeptide repeat-containing protein At3g15200
Molecular function (GO): protein binding; mRNA binding
Source: RefSeq, a predicted model, not a curated record
GUUUCUCGAUAAUUGCAAUAUCUAACUUGCUGUAUUCGUCUGAUUUUGUAUUUGGUUUUUCUUUACAGCUUCGCCCCUCGAGAGAUUUCUUUCAAGCUCCGCCACUGCUCCUGUGUGCGCUUUCGCCUCUUUGCCUCCGGCAGGAAAGAUGCCGCCGGCGUCGGCCUACGCCGUCCUCGCCGCAGCCUUCAGGACAAAAACCCCCGUCCCCGUUCCUAGGUGGCUCGCUGUCCUUGGUUCGCGCACGCAGACUGUUGGACAGAAUGCGUUGGAGGUGCUUCCUGAUGCAGCCUUGCCUCCACGCUUCCACCCAAGCAUUGUUCCAAGAGGAUAUGUUCUCGGAUCUCCAAGGCUUUGCCACACCAGCGCUUUGGAGGAUUCCCUGGAUGCCCGCGUCGGUGAAGUUCUGAGAGUUCUCAAGUCCUGUGCUGCCGAUGCUGACCUCGGCAAAGACCUUUUUCAGUUUGCCGAUGAGAUGGACGAGGACGUUGUUCUGAAAGUCCUCCAGAAGCAGAGGUCCAAUUGGCAGGUCGCGCUAUUGUUCUUCAAUUGGGCAGCCGGGCUGCCUUCGUAUGAGCACGGCCCAAGGACGUACACUGAGAUGCUCGACAUCCUUGGGCGGAUGAAGAAGGUCAGGCUUAUGAGACAGCUCUUCGAUGAGAUUCCUGAACAACGCCGUGGGUUGGUCGUAACGAACAGGAUGUUUGCUGUCCUGUUGAACCGGUAUGCAGGGGCGCACAAGGUGCAAGAAGCGAUCGAGGUAUUCUACAAGAGGAAGGAUUAUGGGUUUGAGGUCAACUUGGUUGGAUUCCAGAUACUUCUGAUGUCGCUCUGUCGGUACAAGCACGUCGAGGAGGCUGAGGCCCUCUUUCUCCAGAAGAAAGAUGAGUUCCCUCCUGUCAUAAAGAGCUGGAACAUCAUUCUUAAUGGUUGGUGUGUCAAGGGAAGCCUGGCUGAUGCUAAAAGGGUUUGGAACGAGAUCAUUGCAUCUAAGCUUAAGCCGGACCUGUUCACAUAUGGUGCGUUCAUAAAUGCACUAACCAAAGCUGGCAAACUUGGUACGGCUGUGAAACUAUUCACAAGCAUGUGGGAGAAGGGAAUCAAUCCCGACGUGGCAAUUUGCAACUGUAUCAUUUACCAAUUGUGCUUCAAGAAAAAGAUUCCAGAAGCACUUAAGAUUUUUGGAGAGAUGAAUGACCGUGGUUGUCAAGCAGAUGUGGCUACCUACAACACUUUGAUCAAACACUUCUGUAAGAUAAGGCGGACGGAAAAAGUUUAUGAGCUUUUGGAUGAUAUGGAGAAGAAGGGAUGCUCUCCAAACAACAUGACAUACACCUACAUUCUGAAGACAACUGAGAAACCGAGAGAUGUUAUGAAUUUGAUCCAGAGGAUGGAGGAAUCAGGUUGUAAGUUGGACUCUGACACGUAUAACUUAAUAUUGAACCUUUAUGUCAGUGUGAAAUAUGAGAAGGGGGUACAACAAAUAUGGGAGGAGAUGGAGAGGAAUGGAUCAGGUCCAGAUCAGCGAUCAUUUACUAUUCUGGUUCACGGACUUCACUCCCAGGGACAGCUGGACCAGGCUUUGCAAUAUUACACGACAAUGAAGUCGAGAGGGAUGACUCCAGAGCCAAGAACCAGGAUAUUGGUGAAAGCAAUACAUAUGAAGAAGGAUGGGCCUGAGACAGAAGACCGAUCCCCAAGUAUGACUGGGAAAAAUCUAAAAUUGGAUCGUCGAUCAGGACUUUUCCAUGUUCGUAAAUAGUCACCGGAAGAUUCUGCUUAAGUAAUCCUAGCAGAAGAUGCUGAGCAGCUGGGUUUGUGGAACAUAAUCUAGUCGGUGUUUGUCCAGGUCACAAUGCCCACCCCUUGGGCCAAAAAAAUCCACAAGAGAAGAGUCAUUGGACAAUACGAUGCCCCAAAAUUUAUGCUUUUUGACAUGCCACAGCAGGAUAUGUUUAGGAUGUAUCGGGCAAUUCAGUUGCAGGUACUUGCCUAGAUGCUUGUAUUCUGGAGAUGUAUGCGAAAUACUUGCAUGUGUUUAUUUCUUCAUGCAUUAUAUAUGUUGUUUGUAGUUUUGUAGUUGUUAAUGACAUAUGAACACAUAAAACAGGGAUAAAACAGGUCCAAAAUCUUGUAGAAAUGAAAAGGUCUGCUAAGUGAUGAUACUGCUGGUUCGGUGUAGCUAAUUUUCAGACCCUCUAGGUGAUGCUUUUUCAUGUCUAGCAUUGACCCUCGAGGUGAUGCUUUUUCAUGUGUA